Molecule: messenger RNA, 1611 nt
Organism: Drosophila erecta
Lineage: Eukaryota; Metazoa; Arthropoda; Insecta; Diptera; Drosophilidae
Gene: RsfS312
Exons: 4
Coding region: 193-918 (241 amino acids)
Biological process (GO): negative regulation of translation; negative regulation of ribosome biogenesis
Cellular component (GO): mitochondrion
Molecular function (GO): ribosomal large subunit binding
Source: RefSeq, a predicted model, not a curated record
GAGUGACCAGGCGCCGGAAAGAUUUUCGCUCCACAGCUUAUAUUUAUAGGAAUCGGCCGCUUAAAGGCGUUCUGAAGGGUGCCCAAUCAGAGACUGUGAAGCCUAUCGACGACAAGACUAUCGCGUAGUACGGAAAGUAUCGAAUAAACAACUGUUACCCAAUUAAUUAAUAACAACAGAAGCCCAAGCAAAAUGCUGACCCGCGUGUUCCGCCUGGUUCACGACAGGCGCCUGAGUGUGCCUGUCCUGCGUUGCUUCCACCACGAGUUCUCCAAGCCGCCACCACAGCCAGCGAAGGGCCAGGAAACCGAAGGUGAUCCCGCAAAGACUUUGGUUGCCGGCGUGCAGGACAAGUACAAAAUAUUCCGUGAUGAGGAGGCCACGGAGAUUUUCGAUGUGGAGGAGGCGCGCCAUCAGGAGCAGGAACUGCCAGAGCAGGAACUGGAGCCGGAUCACUAUUACGGCCUAAAUUUAAAGAGAGGCGUUCGCGGAGUGUUUGAUGUUGAGGACUUGGUGGAGCUGCUCCGCAAGGAGAAUGUGGACGACAUAUUCGUCUGCUACGUGCCGGAGAACCUGAAGUAUGUGGACCACCUGGUGGUCUGCAGUGGACGCAGCUACCGACACAUGCUGACCACGGCGGAGUUCGUGCGCCGAAUGUUCAAGAUCAAGCGGACCAAGGGUGACAUUCUGCCACGGAUCGAGGGCGAUAAGAGCCGGGAUUGGAUGGCCAUGGACUUGGGCAAUAUUGCUCUGCACAUAUUUUCACCGAGUGCUCGCGAGGAAUACGAUCUGGAAUCGUUGUGGGCCAUUGGCUCCGAGUUCGACCGCGAAAGCCAAAAAGCGCACAAUCCAUAUGGCGAUAUGUUCAUGGCCCAAACUCCCAUUUCUGUUGUGGACAAUUCUAAACUAAAGACUUAAAAUUGCUUGGCUUUCCUAAUUCAGCAUAAAAUCCGCAUACUGUGCACUGGCGUUCUAUGUGAAUUUAGUUGGCUGCGAUUAGCAACGAAUUCUGGAUUUAAUACACAUGCAAAACGAUCGCUUUCAGCGCGAUCUGAAAAAUGCAAGGUAAUGAAUAAUUAUUUCGGUUAUUCUCGUGUCAUGGCCAAAGAACAAUGCGAUUGCCCAUCUCGAGCUAGUUUCCUAUUGUAAAAUAAGAGUUAUUUUUAUAUACUUCGAUGUUAAUAGCUGAUACUUGCGCUUUGCGCACUUUUCUGUUCGCCUGUUAUCUCAUAUCCAUAUAUGCCAAUACUUGAAAGGAAACUCAUGAGUUCGCAGAGUUAUAGAACAGGCGAAGAGAAAGAUGAUAUAUUAUACGGUUGUCUUUCAAUGUGCUGCAACUGAAACCCAGCAUCCACUUGCUAUUGCAGGUAAACUAGCAAUAUAUAAAUGUAGGCAAUAUAAGACUACUUUUGCUAAUACUUUCUGAAUCGCCUGAAAAGUUGCAGUUAAUUAUUGGUGGCUAAAUGCUGGCGCCACCUAUUUCUGAGGAUCAGUUAUCAAAUUGCCUCAAAUGAGGGCACCUAAAAGUAUGCGCACAGAAGUAUACUAUAAGCAGGGGAAAGCGCUCUCCUGUUUCCAAAAAUAAAUGAAAUCCCAUUUUUAUCCUUGAAA